Messenger RNA from Harmonia axyridis, 2581 nucleotides. RefSeq names its product long-chain fatty acid transport protein 4-like. The transcript is spliced from 10 exons. Bases 201 to 2312 code for a protein of 703 amino acids. Gene Ontology annotation, molecular function: long-chain fatty acid-CoA ligase activity; long-chain fatty acid transmembrane transporter activity. Lineage: Eukaryota; Metazoa; Arthropoda; Insecta; Coleoptera; Coccinellidae. The record is from RefSeq and is a predicted model, not a curated record. Gene Ontology annotation, biological process: triglyceride homeostasis. Gene Ontology annotation, cellular component: endoplasmic reticulum.
GCACUCAACAUCCUGAUAGUUCACGAAUAGGUGUUGGAAAACUCAUGUCCUGCUCUGUUUUUCCAUCAUUAUUUCGCGUCGGUAUUUAAGGGCUGGAAGAAUCACGUGUUUAAACCUAAUCGAAUUCCGAAAUAUGUCUUGUGAUUUUUUCGGUUGUGUUUAGUGAUAUAAUUCUGUUGAUUUGAGUUCUUUAGUUUGAAAUGGGUGACAGAGAUUUAAUUACCAAUGGUUUGCAAAAGACUGAUAAGUCGCCAGACAUCGAAAGCGGGAAAGUGGUGGAUUUGGACAGCCAGCCAGGUAAGGAGUCUGCCGCCGCCACGUUAAGAAGCAUCAGAAACCGACCAGUACGCGUGUUGCUGCGGCGUGUGGCGGUCAUGGCUGUUAUUGUAGCGAUCCUAGUGUGCCUGGGGGCUGUUGUUUGGUACUUUAUGGGAUGGAUGUCGCUGGUGCAGCUGAUAUUAGUGGCCCUUAUCGCCUAUUUAGCUUCGGGAAAGUACCGGUGGUUCUAUGUGGCUGCUAGAACGGCGCCCAGGGACCUUAGGGCCCUGUACCGCUUCAUCCGGCUACAGUUACAGAUCAAAAGUUAUGCCAGAAAGAACUUAACACUGGCUGACAUCUUCAGAGAGAACGUGAAAAAGCAUCCGAGCAAAACUGCGAUCUGUUUCGAGGAUCAAGAGUGGGAUUUCGCAAAGUUGGAAGAGUAUAGCAAUAAAAUCGCCAACGUGUUCAAAAGCCAUGGCUACAAAAAAGGCGACGUGGUUGCUCUUUUCAUGGAAAACAAACCUGAGUAUAUCGGAGUUUGGCUGGGCUUGUCCAAAUUAGGUGUUAUUGUACCUUUUAUCAACACUAACUUGAGGCUCUCUACGUUGGUCCAUUCCAUAACGAUAGCCAAGUCACAAGCUGUCAUUUUCGGAAGCGAGUUAUCAGAUGCCAUUUCCGAAAUAUUGGAUAAGGUAGAGUCUAAGACUGCUCUGUAUCAGGUGAAUGGAGGAAAUAACAACAAAUCGAGUUCUGACCAGAGAUUUAAACCUCUCGAUGAUUAUUUGAAAGAUAGUCCAAGUUCUGCUUUACCAACUCCAGAAAACCUAAACCACCAUAGCAACCUUGUAUACAUAUAUACUUCUGGUACAACCGGCCUUCCAAAAGCAGCGGUGAUUAGCAACUCUAGGUACAUUUUUAUCGCUGCAGCAAUCCAUUGGCUGGCUGGUUUCAAGAAUACCGAUCGUUUUUAUACACCUCUUCCUUUGUAUCACACUGCUGGCGGUUGCAUGAGUGUCGGGCAAAUGAUAAUCUAUGGUUCGACUUUGAUAAUCAGGAAAAAAUUUUCAGCUUCAUCGUACUUCACUGAUUGUCAAAAAUACAAAGCUACAGUCGCUCAAUACAUAGGAGAAAUGUGCAGGUAUAUCUUGGCAGUACCUCCAAAAUCUGCCGAUAAAGAACAUAGUUUAAGGAUGAUUUUUGGCAACGGACUUAGACCUCAGAUCUGGGUAGAAUUUGUAGACAGGUUCAAUAUAUCGAACGUGGCCGAAUUCUAUGGCGCCACUGAAGGAAAUGCCAAUAUUGUCAACAUCGAUAACACAGUUGGCGCUAUUGGCUUCGUGUCCAGGAUUAUACCCUCAGUCUAUCCUAUAUCCAUCAUCAAGGUCGACCAAAACACCGGUGAGCCUAUAAGGGAUCACAGAGGUCUCUGUAUGCCAUGCGAACCAAAUGAGCCAGGAGUCUUCAUAGGAAGGAUAAUAGCCAACAAUCCUUCCAGAGCUUUCCUUGGUUAUGUGGAUAAGAAGGCAUCUGACAAGAAGGUGGUUAAUGAUGUUUUUUACCAUGGCGACAAAGCAUUUCUGUCAGGCGAUAUUGUUGUAGCUGAUGAAUUUGGAUAUCUUUACUUCAAAGACAGGACCGGUGAUACUUUCAGGUGGAAAGGGGAGAAUGUCUCAACUUCGGAAGUAGAGGGGGUGCUGAGCAACAUACUGGAUUAUAAGGAUGUGGUGGUGUAUGGAGUCGAGGUUAGAAACCAAGAAGGUCGCGCUGGAAUGGCAGCAGUCUUAGAUCCAGAUGACAACGUUGAUCUAAAUACGUUGGCAGAAGGAUGUCGGAAGAGUCUACCAUCCUAUGCCAGGCCGAUAUUUAUUAGGAUACUGAAGAAAAUGGACAUGACAGGCACUUACAAGUUGAAGAAAGUGGAUCUUCAGAAAGAAGGGUUCGACCCAUCACAAACGACUGAUAAUAUCUACUACCUGGACAGUUCGGGUUUCUAUUCCUUGCUAACCAAAGAUAUUUACAAUAAAAUCGAUAGCGGUUCAAUUCGGGUUUAAUAUUAGGUGUAUAGUGUACUUACACUGGAAUUAUUGUGAUCAAGUAAAUUGACUGAGAAACUGCGAUGCGAAUCUGUAUGUGUGGAUAGUAAAUCAAUCUUUACUAAUUUUAAGGUUUUAUACUGGAUGAUAAGCAUAUUUUAUAUAGGUGCAUAUUUUUCUAUAACAUUGCUGUUUUGUUAUUUCAUUUCUAGAAAAUAUUGCUGUAAACAUAAGUUGAAAGAAAUGGAAGUAAAUAUAUUGAUAGUUAAUUAUAUGAUCAAUUGGUA